Odocoileus virginianus texanus is the source of this 717-nucleotide messenger RNA. NCBI's taxonomy places the organism in Eukaryota, Metazoa, Chordata, Mammalia, Artiodactyla, Cervidae. The record is from RefSeq and is a predicted model, not a curated record.
AUGGCUCCAGCUCUCAGCUCCCGUGGACACCAGUGGACUUACAACCCUGUCCGAGGGUCCUGCCUGCUCCUGCUCCUGGGCAUGUCGAAUCUGCUCCUGUGCCAAGGCAACGUAUGCCCGUCCUGCUGUCCUGAUGUGUUUGAAGUCCCCCUGAAGUCCCUUAGAUACGUGUUUGUCAAUGCUGCCCAACUGUCCCUCGACAUCCUUGACCAUUCCACAAUAAUGUUCAAUGAGUUUUAUGAAAGAUAUGCCCAGGGCAAACAGUACUAUAUCAAUGCCACCAAGAGCUGCCACACCAAUCCCCUCCAUGCUCCUGAAGACAGAGAAAAAGCCCUACAGAUGACCAAUGAAGAACUUAGUAAGUGGAUUCUCAUGUUACUGUACUCCUGGAAACCACCUCUGCAUCAUCUAGUCACGAACGUGCAACAUUUGAUAGAAGUCUCAGAUCCUAUCUUAUCAAGUGCCAGAGAGAAUGUGAAUAAAGUACAAGAACUUCAAGAACUCAUAGAGAGGCAAUUCAGCCAGGUUAUUUUUCCAGUCAGGAAGAAGAUGUUGGAUGCUCACCAUUGCGGGACUGAAUUUCAAUCCCUGACAUCCAGAGAUGAAAAUAUACGUCAUUAUGCAUUUUUUAUCCUGUUCCAGUGCCUGCACAGGGACUCACGUAAAAUUGACAUUUACACCAAGAUCCUGGCAUGCCGAAGCUACAACACGUGCUAA